UGUGUCUGUGGUCAGAUCUGGAUGUGUGGCGGUCAGCUCCUCAUCAUCCCCUGCUCCAGAGUCGGACAUAUCUUCAGGAAGCGUCGGCCCUAUGGAUCACCAGGGGGUCAAGACACUAUGGCCCAUAAUUCUUUGCGGUUAGCACAUGUGUGGAUGGAUGAGUAUAAGGAGCAGUAUCUGUCUCUGCGUCCGGAGCUCCGUGAGCGGAGCUACGGUGACGUCAGCGAACGUGUGGCUCUGAGGAAGCGACUGCAGUGUCAAUCAUUCCGCUGGUACCUAGAUAACAUUUACCCCGAGAUGCAAACUGGAGCCAAUGUAAACAAGCCGCUGCCGCCUGUGUUUGUCAACAAAGGCGUGAGGCGACCUAAAGUCCUGCAGCGAGGACGUGUAAGUGGCGUCGCUCUUUGGUAACAUUCUACUGCUGAGGUCAUAGUACGGGUGUAAGAA
Cynoglossus semilaevis (tongue sole) is the source of this 447-nucleotide messenger RNA. Its product is annotated as polypeptide N-acetylgalactosaminyltransferase 11-like. Gene Ontology annotation, biological process: protein O-linked glycosylation; regulation of Notch signaling pathway. Gene Ontology annotation, molecular function: Notch binding; polypeptide N-acetylgalactosaminyltransferase activity. Gene Ontology annotation, cellular component: Golgi apparatus. Bases 22 to 411 code for a protein of 129 amino acids. The transcript is spliced from 2 exons. The record is from RefSeq and is a predicted model, not a curated record. NCBI's taxonomy places the organism in Eukaryota, Metazoa, Chordata, Actinopteri, Pleuronectiformes, Cynoglossidae.